CCCAGCCGAGACCCAGACCUCCACGCCAUCACAACACAAUGUCGUACGGCUGGGAGCAGCAACAGCAGCAGCAGCAGCAGCAGCAGCAGCAGUAUGGUGGCGGCGGCGGCGGCUGGGAUGAUGGCAGCAACUUUUCCUACGACAUGGGUGGGGCGGACUUUGGGCAGGAGCAGUCCUUCCAGAGCUUUGAGUACGGCACGGGGCCGGGCGGGGCAGGAGGGGCACCGCCGGGUGGGGGCCCCGCCCUGUUCACUCCUGGUCCCUCCAUCAUGACCCCUGGGGUGGGCGUGGAGGCCCCAGGCGUGGGCGGCGUGUACCCACUGGUGGGGGAUGAGGAUGAGCCGCCGCUGCUGGAGGAGCUGGGCAUCAACCCAGACGCCAUCCUGCAGAAGACCCUGACAGUGCUGAACCCGCUGCGGCGCACGGACCCGGCCAUCCUGCAGGACACGGACCUGGCGGGGCCGCUUGCCUUCUGCCUGGCAUUUGGGAGCUUCCUGCUGCUGUCCGGCAAGGCGCAGUUCGGGUACAUCUAUGGCAUCGGCAUGCUGGGCUGCGCCUCCAUGUACGGGCUGCUGAACGCCAUGUCUCUGGCGGGCGUGGCGCUGGGCGUGGUGGUCAGCGUGCUGGGCUACUGCCUGCUGCCCAUGGUGGCGCUGGCGGGGCUCAGCGUGCUGCUCUCCCUGCGCGGGGCGGUCGGCGUGGCGCUCACCGCCGCCGCCAUACUCUGGUGCUCCGUCUCCGCCUCCAAGCUCUUCGUGACGGGCCUGGCCAUGGACCGCCAGCAGCCCCUCGUGGCCUACCCCUGCGCCCUGCUCUAUGCCGUCUUUGCCCUCAUCACCAUCUUCUAGGCGUGUGUGUGUGUGUGUGUGUGUAGAUUGUCUCACUCCUUGUCUGUCUGUUUGUUUUAUAUUCUCACAAAACCUUCCUCUCUUAAUCCUUCAGAGAGAGAGAGAGAGAGAGAGAGUUCAAGGGAUACACGUUUUAAGUAAGUAAUUUUGUUUAAAUGCCAAAUUUUCACCUUUUAGUAUUGUUGAUAUUAUUAUUAUUAUUAUUAUUAUUAUUAUUAUUAUUAUUAUUAUUAUUAUUAUUAUUAUUAUUAUUAUUAUUAUUAUUCCUACUGUUGCUUUUUUUACUCUAUUUAAACAUUAUCGUUCUCGUGCAACUCUUGCCAUUCUUGUCGUGAUAUUUAUUGAUUAAAAAGAUAUAUUAUU
This is a messenger RNA of Eriocheir sinensis (Chinese mitten crab), 1211 nucleotides long. It is a transcript of the gene Yip1d1, whose product is annotated as protein YIPF5-like. Bases 39 to 848 code for a protein of 269 amino acids. Gene Ontology annotation, cellular component: trans-Golgi network. The record is from RefSeq and is a predicted model, not a curated record. The transcript has 2 exons. Gene Ontology annotation, biological process: endoplasmic reticulum to Golgi vesicle-mediated transport; vesicle fusion with Golgi apparatus. Lineage: Eukaryota; Metazoa; Arthropoda; Malacostraca; Decapoda; Varunidae.